Messenger RNA from Populus trichocarpa (black cottonwood), 312 nucleotides. RefSeq lists its product as uncharacterized. The record is from RefSeq and is a predicted model, not a curated record. Lineage: Eukaryota; Viridiplantae; Streptophyta; Magnoliopsida; Malpighiales; Salicaceae. Bases 1 to 312 code for a protein of 103 amino acids. The transcript has a single exon.
AUGGAGGGACUCAUUCCUUUGGUCUGCAAAGCUUUCAGGAAGAACAAAACUCGGAGGCAAUAUGAGUGUCUUUCAGUUGGUGCUGCACUAAGUUACAACAUCUCAGAUUUCUACACUCACGAGGCACCUAAAAGUGAGCUACAUUUCCAACCAUCCAUGGAGAACACAAAUUCUCAGAAAAAAGUUCAUCGGAGAUUUUGGUCUGUUCAUGAAGAUUUCUCAGGUGGAUUUUCGUCACCGGCAGUUCGUUCCACAACUGCUGCUUCUCCUCAAACAAAGCAGCUUGCGAGGUUCAGGAGCCAAAGAGUUUAG